Molecule: messenger RNA, 1512 nt
Organism: Vicia villosa (hairy vetch)
Lineage: Eukaryota; Viridiplantae; Streptophyta; Magnoliopsida; Fabales; Fabaceae
Exons: 1
Coding region: 1-1512 (503 amino acids)
Biological process (GO): SCF-dependent proteasomal ubiquitin-dependent protein catabolic process
Cellular component (GO): SCF ubiquitin ligase complex
Source: RefSeq, a predicted model, not a curated record
AUGGUGAAUAAUAUGGAAAAAAUCAAUAUGAAGAGAAAGAAGAUGAUUAUUCACAAAUCACUCUUCCUCCUCACUAUGAUGAAGAAGAACACAUUGAAUAGAUCCUCAAAACCACUUGCGGCACCGCUUCUUUCUAUGAAAAAGAAGAAGAAAAUUUGUGUUAAAUUUUCACAACAAAAAUCGCUUUCUUCUACCAAUUUUAUUAUAAUUGCAGAGCCUGAAUUUUAUUUACCCGAUGACUGUUGGGAGCAUGUCUUCACAUUCCUCAUCAACCCCGUCGAUGGAACCGAAGACAAAAACAAACUCAACUUUAAAUCCCUAUCUCAAGUUUCAAAACACUUCCACUCCAUCACCAACCGUUUAAUAUUCUCUAUGAGAAUUUAUUAUCCACAACUUCGUUAUCUCUCUCGUUUCUUCCAUAGAUUUUCCAAUCUUAAUUUCCUUGAUCUCUGCUUUGGCUCUCAUAAUCUCGAUGUUGGCAUUGCUUUGGCUCUUCAUGACAGACCAACUUUGAAAUCUUUAUCUAUUUUCGGAAUUGAGCUACAGGAUUCAAACCACGUCACUUCACAUUAUAUUGAUUCCUUUGUGAGUUUGAAGGGUUUGAAUUAUCUUAAGUUCCGGUGUUCGCAAAUAUCUGAUAAUUUGCUUUAUGCUAUUGCAAGAGAGGGUCUUCCUUUAAAGAUGUUUGUUCUUGAAAAUUGUAUCGGCUAUAGUUACCAUGGAAUUUAUGAUUUAUUAUCCAAGUGUAAUGGGAUACAACAUUUGAUUCUUCAAGGUGUUGAUUUUUUAAAUAAUCAUCAUGUUUCUCAGUUGUCUUUGCUUCUUCCUGAUUUAGUAUCUAUAAACCUUAAUGAAUGUUCCAAGCUCAAUGAAUCAGCUUUGUUUGCACUUAUUAAAAACUGUCAUUCACUUGGUAAGAUCACAAUGGAAAAUAUAUAUGAAAUCCCAAUGGAAAACAUAUAUAAUGAACGGGGGAGUGUAGAAAAUUCAGAUAUUUUGAAAGAUUUUGAAGCCAAUCCUCAAUUAAAGUUUCUCCGUUUGGGUCACACUUCAUUUAUAAACGACGGGACCAUCAUAUUGUUUGCUUCCAUUUUUCCUAAUUUGAAGCUUCUCGAUUUAAGUUUUUGCGAUGGCAUAUCUAAAAAAGGUAUUUGUCAAGUUUUAAGUAGAUGUUGUAAGCUUAAAUAUUUGAACUUGACCUACUUUAAGGAUGUGAGAGAACUUAAAAUAAACUUUGUAGUUCCCCAACUAGAGGUGUUGGAUUUAUCUAGUACAAAUGUUGAUGAUAAAACUCUCUAUGAAAUCUCAAAGAGUUGUUGUGGGCUUUUGCAACUAUCAUUAAUAUAUUGUGAGUAUGUCACGGAAAAGGGAGUGAUGGAUGUGGUUGAAAACUGCACACAGCUGAAGGAGAUCGAUUUGUCAUGUUGUGAUAAAGUGAAUGUUGAUGUUGUUGUCUCAAUGCUUUCAUCAAGGCCAUCAUUAAAAAAAAUUGAUGCAAUUUUGUAUCUGUGA